UCUGUUCAAACCUCCGAGAGGGAAAAGAGACGGUCCCAGCACUCUGCGCUCCUCUCCGUCUCCGCACAUUGCCAGCGGGCUGAUCACUGUCUGCUGCUCCGCACCAACUCCUGGAAAAUAUCCUGCGGAGCCACGUAAACGCCGCUUGUUUCAUUAUAUAAGCAGGGAGAGAGAAAACUGCAGCAGAGUACCCAGUGCUGGUCCGAGAGAUGUCCUGCGUGCAGAAUAUGAGCACCUCAUCUCCCCGUCGAGUCCUGUAACCAAUGGCAACCUCAGUCCAGACUCUUCCUCUGACCCGUGGCCCCAACAAAAACUUCCGUAACCCGUUGCCCCUCUCGUCCCGUUGCGGCAUGGGAAGUGUAGGUAGUCUGGUGGAGAGGCCAGAUGUGUCACCGACUAAAGGCAGCCGUGCAGUGCCCCAGGUGAGACCCAAACAGACCAACGGCCUCCUGAAGAAAGGCUUCACCCAAAGAGAGCUACUCAACUACCUCAACAUCACCAGAAAAGAGCCUAAAGCAAGUGCAAGCAGUGAGGGUAAGAAGGACGUUAUCCCUUGCCUCAGCCCUGCCAGUGGCCGUGAGGAGGACAACUUAUACGCCAAGGUCUACCAUAAAGACGGCACAGAAGUAGAUUUGACAAAGAACUCACUGCCAAGUGGGGGCAAGUAUGAAAAGGCUCGUUUAAGGUCUGCCUUCAAGCCUGUCACCCCCAAAAAUUUCAGCUCCAUGCAAAACCUCUAUCCAUCAUCCAAGUCGGAGGACGUGGACCAUGGCCUCUCUAACGGGCUCCACAGAGCCUACGCCCAUGUCCCUAAAGCUGUCUCCACGUCGUCUUCGUCUUCGUCACCCUCACGUCAUGGAGGACCAACAGCCAGUGGAAACAAGGCCCUCUCUUCGGUGCGUGGGAUGAGCCAGGAGGAUGAUAACCUGUCAGACUCAGGCCAUAACUCCAUGAGCAGCCUGCCGCCAUACCGGCCUCCCUUCCGCCCACACCUGUCUCACAUCAGUGCAUCUAUGGGCCACAUCAACACCAUUGGCUCCCUAGAACGCACCUCUCUGGGCCAGAAGGCUGCAGGGCCAGGCGGUGUUGCCAUUGGGGAAAUGGCGUGUCGGAGCAUGGCAACCCUGAGCCGUUUGGCUCCAUAUGGAGGGGAGGCUCCACCUCCUUAUGAAUGGACACUCUCCCUGUCUGUUGAGGAAGUGGUCCGGGAUCUCGAGGAGCGACUGGUGGAGAAAGAGCACGAGCUGAAACAGAUGAGGAGAAACCUGGAUGAAAGUGAGGGCGCCAUCGCUCAGGUGUUUGAAGGGAAGCAGCGUCUGUGGGAGAAGGAGGUGGAGGAGCUGAAACGUCUGUAUGCCGCCAAGCUGCGUCAGGUUUCCCAGCAUGCACAGCGUUCCCAGCGCAGCCUGCAGUUGCAGCUGUUCAAGGCCCAGCAGGAGAAGAACCGACUGCAAGAGGAGCUCGAUAACCUGAAUAAGGAAAGGAGCCAGGAGGCUGGAGCCAUAACAAAGCGAACCAGUCCGACUCUGGAGGAGACACAGUGGGAGGUUUGCCAGAAGUCAGGAGAGAUCUCCCUGUUGAAGCAACAGCUGAGGGACUCCCAGGCAGAGGUGACCCAGAAGCUGAGUGAGAUCUUCCAGCUGAAGACGCAGCUCAGGGAGACCCGCACAGAUCUGCGCAACAGGGAGGGCCAGAUAGACGCACUGAAGCUAGUCCUGCAGGGGACACAGCGUCGCAGAUGCCCCUCUCAGACUGCACAUGAGGACUUAAAAGGAGGUGAAGAGAGUCCUUCAGCUGGGGCAACAGGAGGAUGCGGGGGCCCUACGGAGGAGCGUCUGCGCGCAGAGCUCCUGCUGGAGCGACGCCAGAGCGAGGCCCAGGCAAUGGCUUUCGAGGAGGAGAGGAAGACAUGGCAGACAGAAAAGGACAAGGUCAUCCGCUACCAGAAGGAGCUGCAGGCCAGCUACUUAGAAAUGUACCACCGCAAUGAGGCGCUGGAGAGGGAACUGUACCUGCUGCGGCUAAACAGAGAGCGAGGAGGAGCAGGAGCAGGAGGAGGUGGAGGAGGAGGAGGAGGAGGAGGAGGAGGGGGAGGAGGGAGCAGAGAUGGGACAUUGGAAAGAGAAGUGCCAGAGCUGAGGAGUGAGAGAGGGGGUGAAAAACAAGAGGACAGACCUUCCUCUGGUUUGCCGUGGAUAGAGAGAAUUGAAUCAUCUGAAAUUUGAAUGUGACGGACUGACUGGUAUUUGCAAUGCAAACUGUUUUCUCCCUGAAGUGUGCUUGCUAUGGAGGUCCAUGUCCGCCAGAAGAAGGGGAAAAAUAGACUUAACAAGUCAAAGUUAUGAGAUAAGGAAGAAUUUUUAACUCACUAAGGCAAAACUUUUAGACAUUAUCAGUACUUACCAGGUUAUUAAUUAUGAGUAAACUAUCACAUUUUUAAUUCACUUUGUCAAAAUGCUUUAUUUAACACAUUUUAAAUGAUGUGAUCCUCAAAUCUUUUGAUCUGCCGUGUAAAUAUGAUCAGAUACUAAGUCAGCAUGUUGACUCACUAAAGCUCACACUAUCCGUAAGACCGUUUUUCAGCUUUUACAAAGAGAUUUCUCACAUUUUUCCACAUCUCUCAGCAAAAAGCUUCUUCUUUCCCCAGUGUGGUGGCUGUGGUAAAGCUAUUUGAUGCUCCUGUUAGGGUUGUAAACUUCUGGUUGGUCAGUUGAUUGGUUGGUCCAUAUGCUCUUGUCCAACCAAAUUCUCAUUGGUCGGUCAAUCGCUGGUGUUAUUUAAUAAGGCUGUGUGUCCUCUAAAGUGUUGCUUUGCCCAGCUUGAAACAGCAGUUUUGUUGUUCAGCACUUGUAGAGGUCCUCUGCAACAGUUGGUUUUGGUGGUAUUUUUGGCCCACCCCUUCUCACGGCAUUAUUAUCAUUUCAUUCGGCUACCAGUGAGUUUGCUACAUUCCACAAGCUCAUUUAGCUCUCUCAGUCUAAUAUUUGUUAAAUGCCACAAUCAUAUAAACACAGGCAAAUUAGCCAUCACUAACAUACCCUUAAGUCUUUCAGCCCGAAUCGGCUACCCAGCAGUUACUGCUCUGCUGUGGGUGUGUGCUUUGUGCUAACGUUAGCUGCUAUUAGCUGCUGAACAAGAGGCUCUCUCACUCUUUGGUUCAGAGGGUGUGUGCUGUGCCACCAUAGACUGCGUGCUACUGGGUUAGCUGCUAACAAGAGUCUGUCGCUGCAGCCAAGCCUUUGUUCUUUGACUCAGGGUGUGUGUGUGUGUGCUUUGUGCUACUGGGUUAGCUGCUAAUGAGAGUUCUUCGCUUCGCAGCAACUCCAUCUUCGUUUCAGUUUCUUCAGCAGACACGCCCCCAGCAUCUUGGAGCAGAGAAUCAAAUUUGGCUGAGUGGUUAAUAACACGCUUUUCUAUUGUGUGGUAAACUCAUAACACAUUUAUUUUUGCUUUACCUUGACUUUACGUCAACACUGGGAUAGUACUACCUCAAAAGUCUGACACAUAUACAUAUCUCAUAUUUUUGACUUUGAAGAGUAUAUUGAUUUUUUACCAUGCAUAAUUUUCAUCUGUUUUCCUUCUCCUGGCCUCUCAUGGGCUUCCAUAGUUUCUUGUCUGUUUGCCAUUCUCUGCCCAUGCACCCUUGUUGAUUGUUUAAUGCCCUGAUCCUGCAAAGACUGGACCAAUAAUCUCCUACAGAACACACUAAUACUGAGGGUAGCUGCACAGAGACACUGUCUGUGUCUCGUCUGUCCUUUGGCAGAAGAGUGGUGACAACUCUGUAAAAAUACAGCCAAACACCUGAACUGUCCUGCUUAAGACUUCUAUCCAAUUAUAAACCUGUAAAUGAGCAAAUUAAUAUCCUGAUUGUUUAUAUUUUAUGUUCAUUUGAUAGAUAAUUUCUGGUUUGGACUGCUGUAUAGUCUUAGUCUCAUAGACAGUAACCAAAGGACUCAAAGGGAUUUGGUGUGGCCCAGGAACAUCUCAGCACCUGUUCAGUCUGUGCAGAAGGUUCUGUGGAUUCAGGGUUCACCUGGGUCUGUGAGGAGAGCUGCAUCUCUGGGUUAAGUAUUUGGGAUUAAACCAAUCUGGUGCCAAGGUACUAAUGCUAUGUCUUUGCCAUGGAGAAAACUGUGUACCAUACUUAAGAAACUGGAAAUGUUGGACCUUUAUCUCAUUGAGUUUCCAGCUCCUGUCAGGUGAGAUCUAUAUAUUUUGUACAUAAUGUAAUUUUGAUUUGAUCGGCCUUUUGUCAUUGUAUUUCAAGCACACUGUUGUCUUAAAUGGGCAUAUUGCCACAUGUUUUGAUUGCAGUGAAAGCGAUCGACACAUUCGGAUGUUAAACAUGACUGCCCUGCUUACCGGUGCGAUUUGUUGCGCAUACCCAGCCAAUGCCAUUAUAAAAUGCAUGACAUAGGUGAAGUUGCUCUCUUGUAUUGUUUAUUAUGAAUAUAUGAACAUCCAAAAGCCAGCUCUCAACCAACCCUUCAACAUACUGUGACUCUUGUCUAUUUACUGGAAUUAAACCUGUACAAUAUAGAUAUAUAUGUUUGGAUUCAUAAUAAACAUUUAUGAAGUGGUGAAAGAGCUUUGUAGAUGGUGCUUGUCCCGAUGGUAUUUUGGGGGGUAAAUCAAGGCUGCAAAAUGCUUUAUUAUAGGCCUUACUGUCCGACAUUGUUUGAAUUAAACGCACCAGAAAUCACUUGUCAAAAUGUUAGUGGCGUAACUGAUGGCAUUCACCCGAGGGCUCAGACGGCUGCCUGCUCCGAAGGGGCUUAAAAUCUCCACAGAGCGUGCCAAUAAAACCCAAGGACAGGAGCUUUAUGACAGAAUGAACAACAGAGCGGUGGAGGCUUUUGGGACUAAUGUGGCUUUUAGAGGUUGAGCCUUGAAUCCUUAUCUCAGCCUCUCCCUAAGGCCCUCCCUGCUCUACCCCAGCCAGUCCUCACAUACCAUCUCCUGCAGCACAGACGGCAGGGAGCUGGAGGGUCGGCUGAGAUGGAAACAUAGGAGGAUCCCUGUUUGCUCAAGAAAAUAAGCACCUCUAUGGAAACCAUCAAAUGUGCAAACUAGAACAGCGUGCCAAGGAUGUCUUGGCAAGGAUGAAAGCUUAACGUUUGACUCUGUUUUUUUUUUUCAAAUCCAUGUGUUAUGUUUAUGGUUUUGAAGAAGAGAAUAUCUAUAAAAUAGUGUGAAAAAUGAGAAAUUGCAGUCCAUAACGCAGGUUUAUUUUUUUAUCCAGGGUCAUAAUCUGAAUAGCUAUGAGCUGUGGCUGACUCACGAGGCCCUUACCUUGGCAUUUAAAGCAUUAUAUAAACUGGGGCUUAAUAUAACUGCACAGCUCAGGAGUGGUUUGCUGAAGUGGGAUGAGAAAGGAUUCUUACCUCAUGUUAUCACUCUGUGGGAGGGUUGCAGUGCUGAAUGCCAUCAGUGCUGUUCGUCUGAUGAAUUCAAAUGAUUAUUUGAAAUCAGAAUUUAGAAAGGAAAAAUGGUUCCUUGUUGAAACUCAUUUUCAUUAAAACCUCCAGCUUGUGAUCUAAUGCACUUCAGGGCUAUUUAGUCAGUUCAAUACAGCAAUAGCACCACCAAGUGGUGCUGAAAGGAGGCUGAGCAGAUAUAAAACCAUGAAGAUAAAUCAGUUAUUCGGGGCUCCCACAGACAUGGAAACCCUGGACAAUUUAAUUUUCAAGGCCCAGAAAAGUCAUACACUCAGUAAAAUCCUUGAAAGUUUAUGAAAAGUCAUCGUAUUUUGUUGUGUGUAAUUGAAGUGUUACAGUCAUGUCUGUGGAUAACCUUCCACAUAUUGUAACCUAAAGGUCCACUGUGUAAGAUUUAAGUGGAUUUAGUGGCAUAUGCUGCUGGUGAGGAUAACACAUUGCAACCAGCUGAAACUUCUCCCAGUCUGAAUUCCUUCAGUGUUCAAUGUUUGGCAGCCAGGUUUUUACCAGGAGCCGAAUUAUCCACAAGGGUCUCUUCCUCUCCAAAAGAAAUGGACCAGGUGAUUUAGACCAGUAAAAAACACUGAAUACAAUCGAGUGUUUGUCUGAUGCUGCUCGUCAUGGAGGAGCUGUUAUCUAAAGAAGCUGACGUGAAAAUGUGAAUGUCCCUAUUUAGAGCCAGUGUUUCAUUUGUCCGUUCUGGGCUUCGUCUGGGCAAUCUCCAUAGAUGAGAACGUGCUCCCUAUUGUAGAUAUAAACGGCUCAUUCUAAGUUACUGAAAACACAAUGAUUCUUAUUUUCAGGUGGUUAUCUAAUAACAAAAACGUACUUAUUAUAUUCCAUUUCGCCAGUAUAUCCCCCAAAAUCCUACACAAUGGACCUUUGAUUUAUUUUCUGUAGAUGGUAAAGAAACAUGGCUCUAAUAUGUGUUGAUGUGUCACCUUUACCAUCAUGUACACUUCAUUUUUUACCCACAUUCUCCAUCUCUCCCUCAUUGUAUGCAACCUUGGUGAAUGAAUAACACCAGGCAAGUGGGGCGAGAAUGUUUCCAUAUCUAUGCACCACUGCUACUUUUAAAUUGUACUGCAUUUUUGAGAUGGGGCCUUGAUAUGGGCAGCACAGGGCAUUCAGCUGCCACUCUGAGCACCAUGUGUACAUUGGUUUCAUUUUAACUAGUCUGAAAGUAGAGCGUAAUAGUUUAAGGCAGUGGUUCCCAACUGGUCCAACCACAGGGUCCAGAUUUCCCCUUUGUCAUUAGUUUAAGGUCCACACAGUUUAAUACACACAGCGUCACACUUUGGUAAGGUCGUUGAGCAAGUUUGCUGUCUCUGUCCAGUAGUCGUCAGUUAGUCACUCAUUCUACAGCAGGAGAAGGCACUUCAAAAUAAAAGUUAAGGGCCAGAAAUUCACUGUAACUAAAAAUAAAGUGUGUUUUUUACAACUUGACAUAUGAGUGAGUCACUUGCGAUCCAUUCCGAAUGGACCGCAACCCACUUUUGGACGCCGACCCACCAGUUGGGAACUGCUGGUUUAAGGUUAAUAAUAUAGUUAAUAUUUGGAGUAAAGUAUACUACACGGCUCUGUUCUUGUUAU
Messenger RNA from Epinephelus moara (kelp grouper), 7031 nucleotides. RefSeq names its product NEDD4 binding protein 3 (gene n4bp3). Gene Ontology annotation, cellular component: cytoplasmic vesicle. Bases 264 to 2225 code for a protein of 653 amino acids. The transcript is spliced from 10 exons. The record is from RefSeq and is a predicted model, not a curated record. Lineage: Eukaryota; Metazoa; Chordata; Actinopteri; Perciformes; Serranidae.